AUGAACAAUUGGAGCACAAUUCAAAGUAAAGCAUUAAUACGAUGGAUUAAUUUUGUUAAUAAUGAAAGUGUUGUCUCUGUCUCAAAUCUUUCAAGUGUUAAUUUAAUAGAGUUAUUAGAAAAUUUAAGUGGAACAAAAUGUCCGUACAAAUAUGAAAAAAUACCAAAAACAAACUUUGCUAGAAUUGAGGGGUUUGAUUGUGUUAUUCAGUUUGCAAAAUCGUUAAAUGUAAGAAUUGUUGGUAUUGAUGGAUUUGACUUAUCUGUGGGAAAUGAAAAAACAUUUCUAGCAUUGAUCACUGGUAUUUUAAAUCGUUUUAUUGGGUUAAGUUCUAGAGAAGUGAAAUUAAUACACCAAUGGAUAGCCACUUUAGUUGGACAGCCUAUUCGUUCAAUGCGUGAAUGGGCAACAGUUCCAAUUCUUGGAAAGUUAUCAAAAUGUCAAGUACAUCCAUUACAGAGAUUAGAAAAAUUAGGAGUUCCGAUGUUAGUUGAUGAAGAAGAUUUAGGAAAAGAGGAGUUAUCAAUGAAUAUUUAUUUAGUGUAUUUGUAUGAAAAAAGAAAAGAGAUUGAGGCACUGAAUAAAGAGAUGAUUAUUGACUUAACUGGAGAUAAAAAAGUUGUUGAAGAAACUGUCGAAGAACUUAAACAAAUUAAAAGUGGAAUUAUCCCUAAAGGUAUAGAAGAAAUUAAAGAAAUAAAUAAAAACGAAUUAACUUCUGUUAAUGAAAUUGAACUAAAAGAGGAUAAUGACUCUACUUCUACGUUUAGUUCAAGUGAGCUUGAUAGUGGAUUUGUCUCUCCAAUGGUAUCUGUUACAAGAGAAAUACCGACAAACAAUUGUGUUGAAUUAAUUGCAUUAGAAGCUUUAAAAAAAGAAGAAAGUUUUAAACAUGAAGUUAUUGAACCUGACUUUGAGUUAAAAGAAGUUGCAAACAAUUUAGAAUAUAUUGACAAAGAAGAGUCAACCGAAGAAGAUGAAGAAGAAAAGGAACAACUGGAAGAUCAAAGUAAUGAAAUAGAAAAUAUAGAAAAAGGGUCUAAUAAUAACACUACUAACACUGUUCUAAACCAUACAGAAGAGAGUACUCUAGAAAGUAAUCAACCAAAUAAUAUAAAUAAAAAUUAUGUUGAUGAUAAAUCUAAAGAAAAAGAUAAAUCAACUCAUGAAGAAGAACAAACUAUUCCUAAUAUUCAAAAUCAGCAAAUUAGUGAUCAAAAUAAUGUCUUUGAACAGAAAAAAGAGAAAGAUACUAUUUUAGAGCAAGAAAUUAUUAUAGAAAAUAAACAAAUUAAAGAAGACAAUAACCAAAUCAAAAAUGAUACUAAAACAGAACAACAAACAACAGAGACAAUCACCCAAAAUACAUUUACUCAGUCUGGACAAAAGGAAAAUAAAAAAGAAGUCUCUAGUUUAAUAGAAACAAAUAAAAUCUUAGAAGAAAGUCAAGAUGAAUUAAACGAAAAUAAAGUAACUGUUAAAUUUUAUAAACCAACACAAUUAUCUUAUAGUUAUCAAGAAAAAACAUAUAUUGAUUCACCAAGAAAACGUGGGAUUUCUCUAUCUUCUAUUUCACAACAAACUGAAAAUAAUUCUCUUGAAUUAAGUCCAAAAGAAAUAGAGAAAGAAGGAAUUUUCUUUACCCCAAGAUAUUAUGGUAAAUUUAAAGCUGCAGAUGCCUUAUCUAAAAUAUCUCGUCAACGAUCAAAUACAUCUUGUAAAAAGGAUGUAAUCCCUGUUUUAAUUGUUCCACCACAAUCAAGUAAUACCUCUUUAGUAGAAGAAGUUAUGUUAGAACAAGACAGAUUAUUUAAAAUGGAAACAGAGAAUAGGAUACGAAGAGAAAAUGAUUUAGCAAAGAUUAGGACUUUUAAAGAAAAAAAAAGUGAGUAUAUGAGAUGUGUUGAUAGUGAUUAUUUAAUUAAAUCAUAUCUUGAUGAUUUCAAGAAAUGGACAGGUAAAUCUCAAUACCAAAUCAUUUAUGAUUCAGCCAAAGAUGAAUGUCCAACAGAAUUCACAGGGCUGACUAACGUUAUGAUAUUACUUGUAGGUAAAAGGCUAAAUAUUUUUGGAUGGUAUAAUACUAAAAAAAUACCAUCUAAUGGAUUUAUCAAAAACGAUCCUGGACAUUUUGUUUUUACACUUCAAAACCCUUUUAAUAUUGCCCCAACACCAUUUUAUCCUAUAAAAAAGAAAUGUAAAUCAUGUGCUAUUCACCCAGAUGAGCAUAUAUUUAUUUCAUUAAAAAAAACAAUGAAUGUAAUUAAAAAAGAAAGAGUUUUUGUUGUUGAAAUGGGAAUGAAAUUUAGUCAACGAUAUACAGACUCUUCACUUGCUGGAGAUACCCUUUUUAUUAAAGACGAAAAUGUAAUGGAAAAAGUGUUAGUGGUUCAAUGGAUGUAA
Molecule: messenger RNA, 2403 nt
Organism: Entamoeba dispar SAW760
Lineage: Eukaryota; Evosea; Mastigamoebida; Endamoebidae
Exons: 2
Coding region: 1-2403 (800 amino acids)
Molecular function (GO): protein binding
Source: RefSeq, a predicted model, not a curated record